Messenger RNA from Didymodactylos carnosus, 318 nucleotides. The record is from the annotation of a GenBank genome assembly. NCBI's taxonomy places the organism in Eukaryota, Metazoa, Rotifera, Eurotatoria, Philodinida, Philodinidae.
AUGUGGCAGAUUGACACAUUAGCACGUGCUUACCUAUUUGAUGAAGCUCAACAACUUAUUGACGAAUAUGAACAGAAACAAGGAAAUAAAUCGGAUUUACCAGUGUAUAUGGCAUUAUUAUCAGGCGCAAGAAAUAAUCACAAUGAUCUAAAAGCAAAAGAAAUUUAUAAUCAAUUGUGUUCGAUACCUAAUGCAGACAAGAAUACUUUGGUAGCUGCGGCGGUUUUAUUGGCUAAUACAUAUUCUGCACAUGGUAAUUAUGAAGAAGCAACAAAAAUAAGACAACAACAACUGGUUGCAGAGAAGAAAAAAAAAUGA